Molecule: messenger RNA, 6277 nt
Organism: Schistosoma haematobium
Lineage: Eukaryota; Metazoa; Platyhelminthes; Trematoda; Strigeidida; Schistosomatidae
Product: mitochondrial membrane protein
Exons: 6
Coding region: 5572-6033 (153 amino acids)
Biological process (GO): autophagy of mitochondrion; mitochondrial fission; peroxisome fission
Cellular component (GO): peroxisomal membrane; mitochondrial outer membrane
Molecular function (GO): protein binding
Source: RefSeq, a predicted model, not a curated record
CAAGAAUGCUUUUUGGUACAAUAAGUACCCAAAGCAAGUAUAAUCACAACAAGUACGAAAACCACUGCCCUUUUUGAAACGGUAAAUGUACCUACCUUAUGUACUUCUUUCAAACAGGUCUCAAAAUUGUCCCAGCUUGUAAAUCUUCGAGAUAAAAUAAUAUCAUUGAUGAUUCUUCCUAUAUCAUCACGAUGUCAUCGUCUUCGUUACUUGAAGAAUGGAAGUUAUUAGACAGGGUGUGGCUGAACUCAACUCAAAUCUAGAAAUGUCUUGAUUUGACAGCUGAAAAACUUCAUGAGUUGUCGAUGCGACGCACCUAUCAUCUUGCGACAGUUUGACCUUCAAGUGCUCGAACCUCCAUCAGUGGAAGAUACCUUUGAAGCGUUGCCGACUUCGUAUCCUUAUUAUUGAAAAUGAAAGGUAUUGAUUAUUGUAUUUCUUAAAAACAUGCGUUACUCGGAUAUAGCUUAUUGAAGUUGGGUGUGAUAUUAAGCACUAAGCCUGCUAAGUCUUAGUAGAAAAUUGACGAGAUCUAAGUAAACUUAGUUAAACGUCCAGGUAGUUGCUUCUUGAGAGAUCAUUGGUGCACCAUGCAAGUAAAUAUAUCUGUUGUCCUGUUCUCUUUGCUUAUGAAAGUUUUCGUUCAAAUAUCACCUUGUAAUUCAUAAGUGAAAGAGUUCAAAUAAAGUUUGUAGAUUUCGUUUAAUAUUGAUUACACUAGCCAACUUCACUACUAACUAGAGGCUGUUUAAAAACUAUUUCGUCUGUUAACUAAAUACCUGAAAACAAUAGUUGUCUUUAACAUGAACCACAUUAAUAUUUCUUCCAAUUGGAAAUACACUCUAAAGCUUUAGAGCUUAACUCCUAAUUCAAAUUUGUUCUUCAACAACUGAGUUUUCUGACAGGCUUCUGUUCAAAUGGCUCAAAUGGUUGUGGACGGAAUAGAAGAAGCUUUUGCUUAACAGGCUUCCGUGUCUAGUAGCAGGGGAUCACCAAUACCUCCAGGCAGGAACUUAGGUCUGUUAACGAUAAAAGAGGAGAAAGAAGUCGGUAAAUCAUAAUAUGACACUAUCCUUAGUCCUUAAGAAUAGAUCAAGUUGCCUCUUGAAGGACUCCUGAGAAGUCGCUUGGCCGACAGCGAAUUCCAGCAUUUGACAACUCUUAAGGAGUAGAAGUUGUGUCUAUAGUCCGUUCUGCUAUGCUGUGUCUCCAAUUUUUGGGGGUUACCCCUUAGAUUAGUGUUGGAACUAAGCUUAAGCAGGUGUUUAAGAGGAUGUCCAGAAGUGUUAAGGAUAAUGUAAGCCAUCAGAAGGUCACCUCUAAGACGUCUGUACUCUAAUUGGUAAAGCUUAAGUGAUUAGAGGCGCCCUUUAUAAUUUUUAAAUUUGAGUCCUCGAACUGAUUUCGUGGCUCGCCGUUGGAUACACUCCAAAGUGUCCUUACCCUUUUGGAGUGAGGGAGGAAGUACUAUGUUUCCGUACUCUAGAUGGGGACGGAUAAAACUAUUGAGGAUUAUAUGGAAAGUUCUUCCGUCAAACUGGCCAAAAAUGCGCUCCAAUGUUACCAGUGCAAGGUUUACUCGAAAGGUAUUUUUGUCACAGUUAGCGUAAGACUUUAAAUCGUGUGGCACCAGGACUCCUAAAUCUUUCUCUACUUGGGAUACUAAUAGGGAGGAAUUUCUUAAGUUGUAACUGUAGUCUGCGACAUGUCUCAGGUGGACUACUUUACACUUUGAAGUGUUAAAGGUAAGUCCGUUAUCGUCUGCCCAACUUUGAAGUCGAGUCAGAUCCUCCUGAAGUGCCUGUAUAUCGUCUUGGUUGCAUAUCUCUCUCUCCAAAGUUUCACGUCAUCAGCAAAAAGUAAUAAGUCUGACGUUACCUGUUGAGGAAGAUCAUUUAUGUAGAUCAAGAAGAGAAGAGGUCCUAGUACUAAGCCCGAGGGAACCCCACUAAGACAUUCCAUAGCCUGAGAAAAAGUGAAAUUAGUCCUGACCUUAAAGUGUCGAUUUUUCAGGUAUGAAGUGAGCCAAUUGAUUAGAGGUGGUCUGAUACCCAAUCGUUUGAGCUUAUUGAUAAGAUAUAUAUGGUUAACCUUAUCAAAAGCUUUUGAGAAAUCUAGGUAGAUGGUGUCAACCUUCCCCUUGCGAUCGAGGAUGCUUGUCCAUCUGUCCACCGCAGUCAGCAGGUUGGUUAUACAAGAGUAGCCCUUCCUGAAACCAUGCUGUUGGGGUGAGAAGAAAUUUAAGGACAGUAAAUAGUCAUUUAUACCGUCGCAUAUCAGGGACUCCAUGAAUUUUGAAGGUGUAGAGAGAAGAGCCACAGGCCGGUAACUUGAAGGUUCUCUGCGUCGACCUCCUUUGAAAAUUGGUGUGAUGUGAGCUAGUUUCCAAUUUUCCGGUAGUUUUCCUCAGCUUAGCGCGUGUGGGAACAUCACGCUAAGCGGCGUUGCCCGGAUUGAGGCUGCUUCCCUUAGUAUAGCAGGAUGGACCAUAUCCGAACCAGACGUGUCUGUUCUUAAGUGCUGCAGUUUCCGGAACACCAAGUCAGCGCUUAGGUUCACUUCGGAAAGUACUUUACAGUUGCAGAUAAAACUGUCAUCAGUGUGGUUGAUGUGGGUCGGUUGAAAUGUCCGAGAGUAUUGUUCAGCCAAAAGGUAGGCGGCGUCGCCGUCGUUAUUGGUCGGGCCGUUAAGACCUAGCAGUUGGGAAACUCCAGUUUUGGCUUGACGAAGAGAGGCUGCAUAACGGAAUAAGCUUUUCAGAUUAGUGAAAAAUUUAUCCAUAAACUUUAUCUGGUACUGAAGCCUAUCUUCUCUUAUAGCCUUCGUGCAUAUGUUCCUUAUAUGUUUGUAUUGCCUGUACGCUCCGUUGUUGUCAGUUCGUUUGUAUUCUGCCCAACAGUGCCUUUUGCAGCUUUGCAGGCGAAGAAUGCUGUUCUUGGUGAUUGUAGGUUGCUUGCAGCUUUUGGGGACCGCUUGAGGAACUGAAUGAUUUGUAGCACAUAAGGGCAUGUGCAGUAAGAAGUCCCAAUGGGCGUCCACAUCGAGUUGAGGGUGAACAUCCCAAACCACCUGUUGCAGAUAGUCAUGUAGAGCUGGCACAUUCAACCGUUUGAAAAUCCAGCGCAUGUUGUUAAUGGGAUAUCUUAGCUCAGUUUUGCUGACAAAACUGAAAGCUAUAACGGCGUGGUCGCUUUUACUCAGGGGAACCAGGAUUGAGAGGUUGUCAACUAGAAAUUCUUCGUUUGUAAAUACACAGUCUGAGUGCGAUUAUGUCUGACUGUUUCUCCAACAAGUUGCCGACUUCAUAUUUUCAUAAAAUCCCAAGUCCUCAAUGAGCUUGAAGAACUGAGCUUCAGUUGAGUUUUCACCUCCAAUAUACGUAUGUUUCUUUCCCCUAGUGAGCCGUGUGACCUAUUCUAGGAAGUUCAAGUUUCUUGUUCAAUUCAUCUAAAGCAUCCUGUCAUUUUUGUCCUGCAAACUGAGAGGAAGGUCAGGGUUGUCUUUCAGGUUCAUGAUUAUGAGAGAGUCAUCACGAAGCGUUAUUAUUUUCCCAGGUUUUCCGGUGCGUUCAGGUUCAGCACCUUGCUGUUUGGAGGUCGAAGCACGUUUCUGAAUCCUAGGCUCUUUGAUGAGCGGACGGACAUUCUUGGGAGUAGACUGUGCGACCAAAUCACCAGUUGAUUUCCGUACAACACUUGGGAUGUUCAGCUUAGACGGUGACGCCUGGUUCUUUUUAGCUCUGUUAACGUUGGCCCAAUCACCUACAGAGUUUUUGGGAACCACUGUUGCAUUCGAGGACCCUGAGCUGGGAGACCCGAGUUUACUGAGGGAGUCUAUUACCGUAGACGUAAUGAUGGUGCUGAGUUUCGACGUGUCAUCAUUAGUGCCAAUGCAUGCUCCAUCGAUGGUAUACCUGUCGACAUCCCUAUUCUUGUUUUCGUUGCGCGCCCUUGUUUGUCUACCCAUUUUAUGACUCAUUUUCCAAGUUUGCUGACAACUUAUUCAGCAGACCUGUCAAUAGGACAAUGAUAUUACUCAGCAAAACUACGGCAUCCGUGCUGCACGUAACACAUUCCCACUUAUGAUCCGACUUCCUGUGUCUGUUGUAAGCAGUUGCUGUGAGAUCUGUGCACGCUUCGUGGAACCAACCUUUGCAGUUGUCGCACUGCAUGCCAGAUGUAGCAGCAAAACGGCAUCCAGGUCGUUUGCAUGAAUUUUUCAUGAUUAUAUUGACGUAAACUGUGUUAUAGAUGCUAGCAAAAGCCUAAGACCGUAAAAAUACACUAAAAACGGAUGAAAUAAACUGAACUAGCCUUUACUUGAAAAACUGAAAAAAAACCGUAUAGUAAGCUCAGGCAAAACCACAGUUAACUAUUAAAUUGGGUAAAACUCGAAAAAAGUAAUCUACCGAACGUAUAGCUUAGAAUAGAUUCUUCAGCAUGUCCACAUUAGUGUAGAUGCAUGUCCCAUCGAUACUACUGUUGUUGAGGUCCCUAUUCUUUUCUUCACUGUGUGUCUUUGUAUGUUUACCCGUUAUAGGACUAUCUUUUUCCCGGUUUUAUGACAAAUUUUUCCGCAGACCUGUCAAGAGAAUGAUAAUGUUGCUCAGCAUUCACGUUACACGUGCUAAAUACCCACCUACGAUUCGGCUUGCAUAAAUUCUUCAUGAUCAUGGUGAUGUGGAUUGAUGAAUAGAUCCUAGAAAAAGUUUACGACCGCAAAACAAAAAACAGUACACUCAAAACGGAUGGUACAGAAGCUUAAGCUAAACUAAAACUAGCCUUGACGUGAAAAAUGGAAUAGUAAUUUGAGGUACAAUUACAGUCAACUAUUAACUUUGGAGAAACUCCAAAAGAAAAGUAAUUUACCGAACGUUGAGCUUAGGACAGAUUCUUUGGAUCAAAAACGGUGCUUUUGUUGCGUAAGGAAACAGCAAAAGCUUGAAAAAUGCAAAUCAUGUUAGGACUAAACUUCCCGUUCCUGUACAUAUCUAAUCUCGCGAAUGAGUCAGUCAAAAAAGUGAACACUUCUACUCCAUCACUGUUUGAUGAGAGUUUACUAGUUUGUAAAACAACCUGUACACUACACGGAUUCUUUUCGUUAUUGGCCUUCGAUUUUACUUCCUAUGUCCUCUCAGUUGUCAUAGACUAAUAGGGGACAAUAGAAAGUAUUUCGGGUCCAAAACCGUUCCUCAGUAUCCUACAUGUCGUAACCAAGUCACCUCAUAAUUCGUGGUAAAGUAGUUUAGAGUUUGCUAACCUGUCAAGCCACUCGGUGUAUGGUACGUUGCUGUCAAAUUUGACCCACUUCUAUUUUCUUUAAAACCAUAUUUAUACAUUAUAAAUGCCUCUACAUCAGAGGUAGUAUUUUUCACCGAUGAAAACCGUUCAAAAAUUUACUUAACUAGGUUUUACGCUAUCUUCAGUUUUAAAUGAAUUUCAUGCCAGAUAAACACGUUCAUUCUUUUCUCAUACCGGCUUUUUUUUCACAGGUUGAGAUUUUGGUCACAAGUCACGCACGGCUUUAUUUAUCAUUAUAGUUGUCAAAAUCAUUUAACGAGAUUCUUCAAACAUGGAUUUGCUUGAUAAGAAUGAACCCAUAUCUUCCAUUCAAGAAUCAAGAGAUGCUUUUGUUGUCAUGGCAGAAAGUGGCAUAGUGGAUGAUGGAGUUCAGUUCCUUUAUGCUGUUGACCUCCUCCGUACUACUCGUAAAGAGGCACUUAAUCUCUCCGUUAAGUUAUUAGAAGAAUUAUUUAAUCGCACAAAAGAUGAUAGUCUACGGCGUGACUGUUUGUUUUAUUUGGCAGUAGCUCACACUAAGCUGUCAGACUAUGAAAACGCAACUCGGUGUUGUGAUAAUAUAUUGGUGAUACAACCGUCAAACCAACAGGUCAAAGAAUUAAGGAAUACAAUACAGUCUCGUGCUAAAAGAGUUGGGAUGAUCGGCUUAGGAGUUGUCGGUGGAAUUGUUUUGGGAGCAGCUGCACUAUUGGGUAUUGGUCUCGGUCGCUACUAUUCUAAACGUCGUAAAUAAGAAUACUGGUUAACUGUACAGUUUAUUCAAGAUUUGUUAUGGAUGCUGAGGAAAAAUAUACCAAUAAUUAUCGUGUUAAGUCUAUGGUGGCCUUGGACCUUAAAUGUACAUUUCCUACUGGUCGAUGUUUAUUUCACUUGUUAAAUAUUGUGUAAGUGUUGUUCUCUAUUUUAUGGUACGAUGUGGUUUGUUUGGUUAGUAUAUAAAUAGAGUAUGUCUGAAAUACAAUGAUUCAUAACUCCGA